GCCGUGUUGCACUGCCAGGUCCAGCUACAGGAAUUACGGCAGGCUCGUGAUUUUCUAAUUUUCACUCAUCUCUGUCCACUUGUGACUGGAUUUGGAAUUUCAGCUCCCAAGUCAGACAUAUUGGCAUUGUACUGAAAAGUUCAAACUAGAUUAAGCUAGCCUCAGUAUCCAUGCAGUGCUUGGCAUAAGCAAUUUUCUUACCUGCUCAUCCAGUCUGGGCACUGCAGCAUUUCUGAAUGCUCCUCCUGAAUUGCUCAAAACAUUCACCUGGGCAGAGGUGCUGAUUCCUGCUGCAUUAUGUCAGGAGAGAGCGACUGCACCAGGACAAGUCCGUCAGCAGGGUCUCCAUCAGACAGUGAGCUCCUGCCAGACCGGCCAAAGUAUGUUUGCACCCUGUCUCCUGAUCUUGUUACCAAAGCCCGGGAGGAGCUCCAGGAGAAGCCUGAAUGGAGGCUGCGUGACGUGCAGGCGCUGCGGGAUAUGGUGUGCAAGGACUAUCCCUCCCUGGGGACCUGCCUGGACGAUGCUUUUUUGCUGAGGUUCCUCCGAGCUAGGAAGUUCGAUUACGAUCGAGCGCUUCAGCUCCUGGUGAACUACCACACCUGCAGGAGGACCUGGCCAGAGGUGUUCAGUAACCUGAAGCCAUCUGCCAUAAAGCCUGUCCUGGAGUCAGGCUUUGUCACUGUGCUGCCCCACCGGGACCCGCAGGGACGCCACGUCGUCUGCAUCCGCCCAGACAGAUGGACACCCAGUAAUUAUCCGAUUACUGAGAACAUUCGUGCCAUAUACUUAACCUUAGAAAAACUCAUUCAGUCCGAAGAGACCCAGGUGAAUGGAAUUGUAAUCCUGGCAGACUACAAAGGAGUCAGCUUAUCUAAGGCGUCUCAUUUUGGUCCUUUUGUAGCCAAAAAAGUGAUUGGAAUUCUUCAGGAUGGAUUCCCCAUUCGAAUAAAGGCUGUUAACAUAAUAAAUGAGCCUCGUAUAUUCAAAGGCAUUUUUGCAAUCAUCAAGCCUUUUCUGAAGGAAAAGAUUGCAAACAGGUUUUUUCUUCAUGGCUGUGAUCUGAAUUCCCUUCACCAAAACAUUCCUCCAGUGAUCCUCCCUGAAGAGUACGGGGGUACUGCAGGCAAGCUGGACAUCUCUGCCUGGAACGAGCUGCUGCUGGCCUCUGAAGAGGACUUCCUGCAUGAUUUCUCAGAGCUGGUGCUGCCGUGUGACAGCUCUCCCCACGACCUGCUAGUGAGUGGGGAUGCUGAUGAGAAGCAGUGUGAUGAUUCCCUGCGAGGGAUGAAACCUCAGCUCUAUUACUGUUACUAACAAACCACUGCAGGGAAGUUUUCCAGCACAGUUAAGAUCUGCUCUGCUAGGUGAUGUUGUGAACUCUGCCUUACUCCUAAACCUGCAGUUUAGGGACAGACUGCUGAGGCACUUUACACUGUAGAACCAAAGGAAGCUGGAGAGGGCACAGUGGGGGCAGGGCAGAGUUCAGGGAGGGUAAAAGCAAAGAGCACAAGUUAGGUAGAAGACUUGGCUCAUCAGCCUCUGUGUGAAUGGUGCAAACUGGCCUCUUCUUUCCAAUGAUAAAGGAAAAAAAUAUUGCAGAUAGGUAAGCUUUAAAUUUCUUGUCCCCACCCACACAGGUGAAAAGUGAGGAUGAUUUAUGAGCUUUGUGAUUAUCUGGUCCAUUCCCCUUCUGCAAACACCAGUAAUGAAAGACUGGUGAAAAUAAGAAAAUGGCUUUUGAACCCUGCAAAAUAUAAUUCUGUAGUGAAGAUUGCUUAAAACCAUAGAAGUCUAAUUUGGCCUGUUCUCUGUCAUGUGAUUCAGAUUGUGAGUUGGUGUUUGUGAAAUAUCUCAAUGAAUAUUUAUUUCAAAUUAAUAUAGAACAAAAUUUACUCAUGAAUACCUGUAUGGAGAUAAUCUCUUAUACUUCUUCACAGUUGGAAGAACUGUGACUGAUGGAUUAACUACCAUAACAUCUAUACCAAGGUUUAUACAGCAGAUGCAAUCUUCAUUUUCAGAAAAGAGCAAGUUCUUCAGAUCAUUUACUAAUGCUUUUGAUUGGACAAAAGCCUCAAAUAAUGAGGUUCAGGACCAAAUAAAAGAAAGCUGUGUCAGCCACUUUCCCACACUGACAGUUCUUUUCUGGUUGAGAUAAGGAAUUGGGUAAGUACCUCAUACCCAGGAUGUGUGAGGAGGUUUGUAGCUGUUGGCAUGUAAUGUAUAGAAGGCAAUACUUCAUGUAAGACAGCAAGGUGCUGCUUUAGCUUGUUACUUUGGGCUGAAUUUGAGUUUUAAGUCUGUGAAACCAAAUGCAGACAGGCUUUUUAAAAGCACAUUCUUAAAUUUCCUGAUAUUGUAGCAUUUUGUUCAAUGUGCUUGUCAGCUCUUCUGUGAAAUGUUACAACUUGCUUUUUAACUUUGUUGACUUCUUUUGUCUUUGGUUGUCAUGUUCCUGUUUGAAGUUAGACUUGAAUCAUCUCUGUGAUAUUUACCCAUAAUUUGUAUGCCUGUGUUCUAGGUCUUUGUCUAGAGACAGAACUAGCAUUGAUGUCAAACCAGGGUAAGAUACCUGUGUCUGAAUAAGCUGUUCCCACUCCCCAAAUUCAUUUUAUUUAAUGGUCUUAACUCUCAGCACACUCUUUGCACACAUUUUUCUGCACUCUAAUGGUGUGGAGAUGGGAAACCUCAUGAGGAUGAGGAUAGCACAGUCUGUUACUUCAAGGUGAAAGAAUUCACUAUUUGGUGGAAAAGAACAUCCCUUCUAAUUGGGAAUUUAUCACUAGAGCACUUUCUCUGGAUGAAAUCUUGAUUUAGUGCCAAAUGUGAUUAUAGGCACCAGUUACAUUUCUGUAAAUAUAAAACUGAAUUAUCAUGAGGAUCUCAGACAUUCAUUUUUCAAAGUGCCAAACUCUGUUUUGAAUGUCUCUCUUCCUCUUAGCCCCCUUGCAGCAUGACUGCACUGCCAAAAGGAGACUUCUGUAAUGACAUCCUGACCUGGCAGCAGACCUCGUCCUGGAACCAAGGGGUGGCAAAUGCCAUACCUGUCAUCCUGACAUUGUAAAAAGAGACUGGGUUCUGAAAAGGAGUAAAACCAUGAAGCUUUUUUUCUUUUCUGGGUGGCAGUUCAGAAUCUAUAGGAGCAAAAAACUCAUCACAUCAACAGUUGUAGGUUAAAGGUGGGAAGAGAUUAAUUUUCCUCAGUGAAAGUGUCUCAUUUUUCUUACCUUUAGAAGUCAAUUGUAACUCCUCUUUGCUAUCUGUUACCUUUAGUGCAGGGAAAAAAAACAACUACCCUUUUCAUCUACUUAAAAUAAGCUAAAAGAGUACUGCUAGGCAGCUCCUCCUUUGUGACCAGAAUAUGCUCUCUGUUUUGCAGAAAUUAAUUCAGUUUUUUGCCACCUAGAAGCCAGUAGCACACAGCACCAGGACUUGGACAGAUCAGUGGCUGCCCACACUGCUCAAGUGCUAGAAGAGAGUGGUGCCUCCAGUGUUUUAGUGCCUCUUAAUUCCAGUCACAAUGUACCACUGAAAAACCAGAAUGGACCAUUUUAUCUAGAGAUGAAGGCCUCACUGAUAGUCUUUCCUUAAUUGUGUUGCAGGGUUAGAAGUGGGGCUAUAGUGACUGUAGGAACAGCUACUUUCAUCCCCUUAUGUAACUACUAGAGAGGGAAGUUGGAUAUUCAAAACUCAGUUUAGUGUCCUUCAAAAUAAAUAAAUCUAGUGGUGUUCAGCAGAGGCUGAGGAACCCCUACAAACUCACACUUUUUCAGGCUUUUAUAUUUUGUUGCAUGCCUUAAAUAGCAGGCAGACUAAAUCCACCUCACCCUCUUCUUUCCUCUGCUCACUAAGAUUAAAGAAUAUGAUUUAAAUCUAAUAGAUGAGGUUCUAGGGUUGUGCUGGGUUUGGCUGGGGUAGAAUUUUCUUCAGAGGAGUUGGUGUGGCCCUGUGUGAGUGAGCAGCCAUGGUGCUGGCUGGGGUUAAACCACCACAACUGCCACUGCAGGAAUGUGCCAGUCUCGUGCCUCCAGAACUUCUUUUUCUUAAAGUUGGCUUCGAGGCAGUGGAUGUCAGGAUGCUGAAUUAAGCCAGGCUUUAUCAGGCAUCUGUUAUUUCUAAUUUGCUGUUCCUUGGCUUUAGAACUGAGGCAGGAAUUGCAGCUUCACUGAGCUGUGUCUCUAGCCCUGAAGUCUCUCUGAGCAGUGCUUGGCAUGUCUUACAGAAAGCACAGCUCUGGCUUAUGUGUGCCUGGCUACAGAGCUGAGAAUGUUCUUUGAGCUUUAGCACUUAGCAAAGACAUCAGUUUGUUCCCAGAACUGCUCAUGUUUGGAAAAUAAACAUUUGUGUCAUGUAUAGCAUCUCCUUAUAUCUGCAAGUUUUAGAGAAUAGCUAGGAAAAGCAUACAGCAGGGGGUAGUUUUUUUGCUUGGGGGUUGUUUGUUUGUUUUUUACAGCACAACAACCACUUUUUUCCUUCUUCCCACUUGAAAUGACUUUAUUUUCCAUGGCUAUAUAUGCCUUUUUCAGUACAUAAGCCAUCCCUGCCAAAUCCAACACAGAAUAAGGAAGGAUACUUGAACUGCAUUGGCAUUAGAUGGCACAAAAGGUAGCUGCAAACUGUACAUAAAAGUACUUGAAUUUAUACUCUUGUAAAUGGGUGUUAUAAGCCCUGAGGUAUUUUCUGGAACUGGCUGAAGUAUCAUUUUUGUUAAAUCUCAUUUUGGCUUGAGUUAAUCAUUGUGUUACUCAAAUAUUAAUUUUGUUUUCUGUUAUAUGUAGCCCUAGAGGUGUUGGGUGGUUAAGUGUACAUCUUCUUUUGAUAAAAUUUAUUUUUAUAUUGCAUUUUAUAAAACAAAGUUGUCAAAAAUGUGUAAGUUUAUGAUGCAUGACUGGGUGAUUAAACACAUUGUAACAGCUGCUCAUUGAUAUUUUCAA
This is a messenger RNA of Passer domesticus (house sparrow), 4934 nucleotides long. It is a transcript of the gene TTPAL, whose product is annotated as alpha tocopherol transfer protein like. The transcript is spliced from 5 exons. The record is from RefSeq and is a predicted model, not a curated record. Gene Ontology annotation, cellular component: membrane. NCBI's taxonomy places the organism in Eukaryota, Metazoa, Chordata, Aves, Passeriformes, Passeridae. The coding region runs from base 298 to 1317 and encodes 339 amino acids. Gene Ontology annotation, molecular function: phosphatidylinositol bisphosphate binding.